AUGAAAACAAUCAUUUUAUUCUCACUUGCAUUCAUCUUCACAGCCUAUUCAGCCCCUGCUCCUGCUCCCGUGCUCGAUUUGAGUGGAAAGCCCCUCCGCACAGGGGCCGGAUACAUAAUAAUUCCAGUAGAUAACCUUGUAAAUGGCGGACUCUAUGUGAGGGACUUAGGCAAAAAGUCUUGUAAACCUGGAGUUGUACUAUCCUAUAACGAGGAGGCUGGCGUACCGAUGACUUUCACUCCCGUCAACCCCAAGAAAGGCGUUAUCCGUCUUUCCACAGACGUUAACAUACAGUUCUCAGGCUCCACUACUUGUGAUCAGUCAAACGUAUUGAGGUUGAAAUAUGAUAAAGGUAUGAAGCAAUAUACUGUGAUGGUGGGAGGUGUUGAAGGAAACCCUGGACCAGAGACAUUGGAUAACUGGUUUAAGAUUGAGAAAAGUACUAUUGACGACGCUUAUAAGUUUGUUUACUGUCCGACUGUCUGCAGCUACUGUAAUGUUACGUGCAGCGACGUUGGAAUCGUUGAAGACAAAGAUGGUUUCCGACGUUUGGCACUCAGCAAUGACCCAUUUUCUUUCAUCUUCUACCCUUAAGACUGAGAAAACUAAUGUUGGUUAUAAGUUUGCUUACGAUGGAAUCCGUGCUCGAAUAAAUUAAAUAUGUAACCACCAACCUUAAUUACGGUUUAUCUCUGAUUGAAUAAAAGUGCAUGGGUUUAUAUAUGUGUGGAAC
Molecule: messenger RNA, 733 nt
Organism: Helianthus annuus (common sunflower)
Lineage: Eukaryota; Viridiplantae; Streptophyta; Magnoliopsida; Asterales; Asteraceae
Product: miraculin
Exons: 1
Coding region: 1-594 (197 amino acids)
Molecular function (GO): endopeptidase inhibitor activity
Source: RefSeq, a predicted model, not a curated record